AUGAAAGAGCCCGAUUCAGACAAGGAACUUGGAACGAAUCUCGAAAGACACCAAGGAUCUGCUAGAGAGGAGGAGUGCAUUGAGCUGCGCGGAUCACACGCAGACAGGAGGAUUAUCGAGGUUUGCAGAGUACCGCCUACCGCUCGUCCUACCUUCGUCGACUAUGAGAAAGUGUUUGACAGCGUCGUGACUAAUACCAUACUGUCAGCGCUCUUCGACAAAGAAGUGGACCCAUCUUACGCGAGGACAUUGACUGUUACGAGAACUGCUCUACGACGGGAACCGACAAUGCAAGAACUGUUUGCUCCACGUAUCAAAGAGCGCGGUUCAAUAUCACCUGAUCAGGCGCUCGUACACAUGGUUAAGGUAAUGAUGGGCACAGGAAUGUUAUCGCUCCCUCUUGCUUUCAAACACUCCGGACUUUGGUUAGGCCUAGUUCUUCUGGCUGCUAUAUGUCUAAUAUGUAUAUUUUGCACACGACAACUCGUAUUCGCUCAACACUACAUCGGUUACAUAAAACUGCAACCACGUUUGGAUUACGCUAAUGUUAUGAGAUCAGCUGUAGAGCUAGGACCACCAUGGAUCAGAGAUCAUGGAUAUUUCUGGAAGUGGGUUGAAUAAGG
Molecule: messenger RNA, 623 nt
Organism: Strongylus vulgaris
Lineage: Eukaryota; Metazoa; Nematoda; Chromadorea; Rhabditida; Strongylidae
Source: the annotation of a GenBank genome assembly